This is a messenger RNA of Prunus armeniaca (apricot), 237 nucleotides long. Lineage: Eukaryota; Viridiplantae; Streptophyta; Magnoliopsida; Rosales; Rosaceae. The record is from the annotation of a GenBank genome assembly.
AUGGAACUUAGAAUGAAGUCUAUGAACACAUCUUCGGUGAGUGAGGCAUCUUUCACUGGACUAGUUGAUAAGAAAAAACACAAAGAUGCAACCCUUCAAGCAAUAGAGGACAUAGAAAGCAACUCAUUCUUUGGUAAGGAUGAAUACAUCGUUGGAAGAAAGGAGGAAGUGUCAAGAAUGGGUGGUGUAGGAAAGACAAUUUCGGAUGGGUUAGUGUACAAUGAACCUGACGAAUAA